UUGUAAUAGACAUAGGUAUGCUCUAAUAAUUACUUAAGAGGUUUGGCCUACGACGCUACAUCGUCUAGGAUAUGCGAAAUACAGAAACGAUACAGGAACAAUAACAGAAACAAUACAGAAACAUUACAAGUCGCCAUGGCACAAAAAAGAACUAUUCUAAUUACCGGCUGCUCAGAUGGCAGUUUGGGCUCAGCGCUCGCCCUCGCCUUUCACAAGACUGGAUGGCGCGUUUUCGCAUCGGCUCGCAACCCAUCUAAACUAAAAGAAGCCGAAUCCGCUGGUAUCGAGACCAUACAACUCGAUGUUCUGUCCGAAAAUUCCAUCGCGGAUGGCGUUGCCAAAGUCAAAGAGCUCACGGGCGGCUCGCUCGAUGCUCUCUUCAACAAUGCUGGCGCCGGGUAUUCUCUACCCCUGAUGGACAUCGAUAUCGGGAAAGCCCAGGAGCUAUUCGACUUAAACGUCUUUUCAAUAAUCAGAAUGACUCGUGCUUUUCUUCCACUCCUCAUCGAGUCGAAUGGCAUGGUAGUCAAUCAUACAUCAGCAGCGUCGGUGCCAGCCGGUGCCCUUCCCUUCCAAGGCGCCUACAAUGCAUCCAAGGCCGCCGCCGCAAGCCUUACUGAAGCCAUGCGGCUAGAGCUGGCGCCUUUCGGAGUCAAGGUGAUCAACCUUAUAACCGGCUUUGUGCAGUCGACCUUCUUCGACAACGCGCCCACUGCUAUUCUACCUCCUACCUCGUUAUACAACAUAGCCAAGGAGGCCAUUGAGAAAGCCAUGGGAUACGACGCCACUACUAAGAAGGUCAGCGAUCCUAUCCAGUGGGCAAACCAGGUCGCUAAGGAUGUUAGUCGGUCUCAUCCGCCUCAUUGGGUAUGGCGUGGUCAAUACACGUUACAAGUUCGACUUGCCUCGCUCCUCCCCAUUGGGUUCUUUGAUGGCCCCAAGAAGAAAUUAUCAGGAUUGGAUGUCCUAGAGCGUAAAAUUAAAGAGCAAGGAGGAGCGAGAAGGUCAAGACAUCAUGAUGCGAUGCUAUCAGCUGAGUGAAUCUUAUAUCCGUUGGAUAUACCAGGUGCUAUUAUUGUGAAGGGAAUGGAGUAUAUUAAUAACAAAAAAUAUAUAUAAAAAAGACAUUUAUUAAGAAUUUUUGAAAGCUUUCUGAUGAAAAUAUCUA
This is a messenger RNA of Daldinia loculata, 1168 nucleotides long. Its product is annotated as putative estradiol 17 beta-dehydrogenase. Gene Ontology annotation, biological process: phosphatidic acid biosynthetic process; triglyceride catabolic process. The record is from RefSeq and is a predicted model, not a curated record. NCBI's taxonomy places the organism in Eukaryota, Fungi, Ascomycota, Sordariomycetes, Xylariales, Hypoxylaceae. Gene Ontology annotation, molecular function: triacylglycerol lipase activity; acylglycerone-phosphate reductase (NADP+) activity. The transcript has a single exon. Gene Ontology annotation, cellular component: lipid droplet; endoplasmic reticulum. Bases 136 to 1041 code for a protein of 301 amino acids.